AUGAACUUGGCCGGAUUCAAGAAGGAUGCUGCCGGUGCGAGCGCCGCGUGGUCCGGUUUAUAUAUCCUACUUGCUGGGAGAAGGAAGCAAGAGUUUAGGAAGAAAUGGAGUGCUCGAGGCAUGGUGAGAGGUGCUGCUAUUGGCGUUGGUCUGGCGAAUCUGGUUGGCGGAGGAAUGGCUUAUGUUCUUGGGACACGAGAAGAUGAAGAGUAA
This is a messenger RNA of Trichophyton benhamiae CBS 112371, 213 nucleotides long. RefSeq lists its product as uncharacterized. Bases 1 to 213 code for a protein of 70 amino acids. The transcript has a single exon. NCBI's taxonomy places the organism in Eukaryota, Fungi, Ascomycota, Eurotiomycetes, Onygenales, Arthrodermataceae. The record is from RefSeq and is a predicted model, not a curated record.